Messenger RNA from Symbiodinium sp. CCMP2592, 1704 nucleotides. Lineage: Eukaryota; Dinophyceae; Suessiales; Symbiodiniaceae. The record is from the annotation of a GenBank genome assembly.
AUGGCUCCCAACCUGCACGAACUUUUUGAAAAGGUAAAGUUGAUCAGGAAGCGCCUCAAGCUGAAGGGUCGCCUCGUAGACUUCCCUCCAGGCCGGCAUGAUGAGGAUGAGGAGGAGGAGAAUCCGAUAAGUACGAAGUCCAUGGCUAUGAAUGUCCCAGCCCUCACGGUGAUGUUUGAGUUCUACCGGAAGACGAGUGGUAAGCAGGUCCCCGUUCAAAAGUUUGAGGCCCAGGAAUCGACAGCUCCAGCCGUCUUGCAAAGCGAGGUGAAACUCCUUUACGAGAAUGUGGGCAUCGAGCCGAAGAUUGGGAGCCGACAGUACUACUCGGAUGCCUGGGACCUGAGACGACUUUACUCGUUCAGCCUCCGAAGGCAGAAAGACGCAGAGAAGCGCGGCCAGCGGCCGCGGGCGAUCGGUGUACGGAAGCUGUUUGAAGUCAUAAAGUCCAUUCGGGACGAGCAGGGCCAGGAUAGCGUCUCCAACGAGGAAGAGGGUGAAGAAGAGGAAGAAUUUGAAGACGACGAUGCCGUGGAUGCCGAAUCGGACUAUGAGUCUGCAGAGGCGGAGUCCGUGAAGCCGGAUGCUUCUAAGGGCCCGAGUGCAGUUGUGCCCAAGAUGUCCGAGGAGGACGACGGUUUGGGCGUUGGCGACAUGCCGUUGGAUUCCCAGGAGGAUACACAGGUUCCCAAAUUCCGGCGCAGAUCGAAAAGCUCCUUGGCAAGCUUGCCAAGCACACUUGUGCUUGGCAAGACCCCGGCCAAUGUGGAGACGCCCGCCUCCUACAAGGAUGCGGUUUCUGCUGAUAAAGAGGCAGAGCUUGCCAGGUUGUUGCAGGAGAUAGAUCUGCAAGAAUCCGUCGGGAGCACGGGUGUGGAUCCUCACAAGGCCCUCUUGGUCAUGAUGGGUACCCCAGAGCGAGCUUCAGAAGCUUCGAAAGGCAGCAUCGUGGCAACACCCGAAUGCAAGAGGAAGCUGGACUUCGGGCCGGCUUGGGAGCACCCUCCCGACCAGGAAGAUACGCUGGUGCCGGGUCAUGAUGGUACGAACGGGGCUCCUGCAGUGCAUGAUGAUGGUACGGACAGGGCUUCGGCAGCGAUCGAGGUGGAGUCGAGCCCCGAGAAGAUCAAAGCGGAACGGGAGCCAACGUCUCCGAAGUCACCGAAGGAGACGUUGGUAGUGCCGGUGUCCCUCGAUGCCCAGAACCAGCUUCGCUCGAAACUCCGUGAGAAGUUUCGCCGAAAACGCAAGUCGAAGAGCAGGGCUAAUUUGGACAAGGUGUCGAAGGGGGCCAAGCGCCGCAAGAGGAGCUCCAAGGACGCCUUGGAAGAUGAUGAGUUGCCGGCGAAUGGGUCUUCCGUGUCAUCCAGCCGGACGACCAAGGGCAAGCGCAAGAUCGGCACUUCCGAUGCAGAUGCCGAUCCUUUGCCAAAGGCAAAGGCAAAGGCGAAAGCAAAGGCGAAAGCCAAGGCGCCGAAAGCGAAAGCGGCGCCGAAAGCGAAAGCGAAAGGCAAGGCAAAGGCCAAGGCGACAGCAAAGAAGACAGCGAAGUUGCUGCCGGAUCGGAGUCGCAGCGGCUACAGCAGUUGCGGCAAAUUGCUGCUUGGCUGCUCGAGCUGCCGAUGGUCGUGCCUAGGGUGCGGGACAUGUCUUCGCACAAACUUCCACGGAACUCGGUGGAACAAGGUGGCAUGCCCGGAGUGA